Messenger RNA from Oryza sativa Japonica Group (Japanese rice), 2319 nucleotides. RefSeq lists its product as uncharacterized. The record is from RefSeq and is a predicted model, not a curated record. Lineage: Eukaryota; Viridiplantae; Streptophyta; Magnoliopsida; Poales; Poaceae.
UCACUACACUCCCUUCUCCCGAACUCCUCACGCGACCACCUCGCCGCCAGCUCAGGAACUCAGCCGGAGCCGCCGGCGCCGGCCCCAACCCACCUCGUAGCCACUCCAACUAGCCUCCCCCGCAACCGACUCCGGCCCAACGCCCUCCUCCUCUCCCGCGGCCGAGGCGGCGCCACCGCCGGGCUUCCGCUCCGAUCCCCGCGACUUCCCUCUGAAGGCGACGUCUCCUCCACGCGGUCCCACCCCUACCCUCAACCGGAAGACCUAACAUUCGGCGGGGCGCCCGCGCCGCCGCCAUCGGCCAUCGCCGGAGAAGACGCCGCCGCGCCACCGGGUUGGUGAACGGUCCAUAGGCUGUGUCCGGCUUUCACAGUCCACAGACUCCACAGGCAGUGUCCGUUUUCCACAAGAUCAUAUUCUCCACCUCGCCGAUGGCUAAUCUUUGCUUUUCCGUCGGUGUAUGUUUGUUGUUUGAUACUCUUUGGUUCAUCUAAUGUGGCUCAGGUUUACUCCCAACUGAUGUUACAUAGCCGGGUAACAGUUCUCUUUCUCUCUACCGCUCCAUGACACAGUCUUUGUCCUGAGGUGCUCCGAUCAGUACUGCUGCAAGGUACGGCCUUUGUUCUGCUCCUGCUCCUCAGGGCUACUCUCAUUAGCUAUGAAUGCAGCAUGCAAGUUAUGAACGUGCACUUCUUCAUUACAUUGGCUAAUUUGUAAUUGGUGCUUUGCAAAUAAUGUCAGCGGUGAGAAGUUAUGAUGAUGCUUUUUUAAGGCAACUGCAUCAAAGUGUAGCUCCUUCAAUUGUGCAACUGGCAGUUUUCAAUGCAAAAAGUACCCAAAUACCAUGCCAUCUUGGUACUGGAUUGGUAUUAUGUGUGACACCCAAUUAUAUUGGGGUAAUCACAUCUAUCAGUUGUGAUCCGAAAGAUGGUUUCAGAGUCGUUGCGAGAUUUGGUGAUCAAGAAGAUUUGGAGACAGAAGUUGUCAGAACAAGUUCAUUACUUUCUGCGUUGGUUGUGCGAGGAUGUAAUGUUCAGGCCAUACCUUGCAUUCCUACAUCGUUUCAUGAAGGCGACUUACCAGAGGCAGAUGUUGUUUUUUGUAUUGGAUGUUUUAGCAUUGUGAAAGAGCAGAUAAUGACUGCGGGAAUAAUCAGUGUAUGCGAAUUUGAAAAGGAACUGAGAGGAGAACAACAGGUUAGCACAUUUGUGCAUACCUGUCCGAUUGGGGAUGGGUUGAUGGGAGCACCUAUAUGUAGUCGAUUCGGAAAAGUUUUUGGAAUGAAUGUUGCUCGGACAGCACUGUGUUUAUCAAUUAAUUUUGCCCUGAACAAUAGUCAAUUAAAGGUUGAAUUGGCAAAACUAUUACAGAAUGAAGAUUAUGAGAUGUCAGCUCUUAUUGAGAAGUACGAUUCUGAAAAAACGAGUGCAUCGAAGAAGAGAAAGGGAAGGGGUGUUAGCAGUUCGCAAAUGUCAAGGUCACCAGUGAAGAGAAAGGCGGGUGGCAGUUCUUCGUCAAGAAGGGAGAGGGGUGUUGCCAGUUCGCAAAUGUCAAGUUUACCAGCGAAGAGAAAGGCGGGUGGCAGUUCUUCGUCAAGAGCGAUAUAAAAGAGGCUUUGUUUUGAUGGAGAUGGGCUUAGGCGGUUUGGGCUGAUUCGGAAAAGGUUUGAACUAGUUUGUUUUUGGGUUACAAAUAUUCGGAUCCAAAUUGGAGAAUAUUUGUCAUAUCUGUGGCUAUAUUGUUAGCCUUUAGAGGAGUCUGCCACACCUUUUAACUCAGAUGUCAUCACACAUGGAAGACUACAGGCAGUUCAUCAUGUGCCCUUUCUCCUGUCUAUCUUUGCAUAGCGUUUUUUCCCCCCUUUAUCUACUAUUUUUGUCUAAUGAGAAGCAACAACAUAUCUCUGCUUUAAUGCCUGCAUCUCAAUAGUCUCAAGCUGCUCGGCUAAGUGGCAAGUGAGAUCUUCAAUGCCGACCAUGGAUGGACAGCAAGGAUGGAACGCGUCUGGAGGGAUAAAGGAAGACUUUGAGGGAAAGAUGAUCUAGCUGAAAGCUGGAGUUGUUUUGUGAUAGACAGUGGCUGUGUUUGGAUUGGCCCAAAGUUUAGAAUUUGGUUGAAAUUGGAGACGAUGUGACUAAAAAGUUGUGUGUGUAUGAAAGGUUUGAUGUGAUGGAAAGUUGGAAGUUUGGAAAAAAAAUUGGAACUAAACACACCCAGUGUUGUACGUAGGCUAUCUCUGUGUGAAAAACCUGUAUACAUAUACAGCGUUGUACGAACAUAUUUGGUGGCUAGCAGUACAUAUACAGGUUGAUCAAGAGA